CCAGGCGACAUGCUCUUUAUCACCUGGUGUCUGCUCCCAAACAGCUGGCAGCCAUCACGUCGACGCCUGACAUGCACGCAGCGACAUCCCUGCUGCCGCUAGACGAAUAUCCUUUAGCGAAACCCUUAGGAGCGGGCGGCUGGGAAGGCACCGGCGGGCACACUGAUCAAUAGAGAGACCGUUCACGCCGCUCCUCUUCGCGCUUCACCGCCCAACGCGGCGGUCGCUGGUUGGAGUGUGCGGUUCGUCUGAUGCACGCUUGGGCACGCUCAACCUGCCUGCAGGUGGCUGUUCGUCAAUCACGCCUGCAGAGACUCCCACCCAACCCCUCUCCUGUACGUCCGCCUGCACGCCUGCCUGCGGUCUGUCGGAACCUGUGACUUCGUAGGCUGGCGCUGUCCGGGCCCCCAAUAUAACCCUGCACGCUGGUGGUGAUGGCCGGGCAUCGCGAUGCGGCAGGCACACGAUACCAAUACGCCGACGAAUAUUCGCGCGACGACCGAGAAAGUAGACAUCAUCGCCGACACCGAAGUCGCGAUCACGACGACGACGAAUACGCAGCCAAGCGGGAGCGCAGGGAACGUCGUCGAGCAGAGGAGGCGCGGCAAGAGGCAGCAGUUGAUAUAGAUGACAUCAGAGCGCGGCGGGUCAGUCAUUACUCCAGGCCUGAAAGCGAUCGACAUCGCGAUCAAGAUCGUAUGGCGCAUGAUGUGCGCGUUGAGAGCGUGAAGACCCCCCGCAGUAGCCAUCGAGAAUUGAGGCGAGAUGGCACGCGGAAGGCGAAGAAGAGGGAGGUAGUGGAAGUUGACAGGGAAGAGGACUAUGUGUACGGCCGCCCAAAGUCGAGCGAAGUAAGGAGGCCCUCAGGGCGGAAGAGGAGCGACGAAGGCGGGUCUUCAAGUCGAACGGCAUAUACACCCCGGUCAGGCUCCGGAUCUUCGCGUCGGGUUGAGGAUCCGAAAUUGAGCAGAAGCACAUCUACCCGAGAGCAUGGCAGUAAAUACUUGCCGACAAGGUCUAGCCGACACCCAAGCGCCGUCAAGUUGUCGGCCACUCCUGCCGCCGCUCCCAUCAUAAGGUCGUUCUCAACCCGAGAACAGCCAACGCGAAGAAACUCUGGAGGCAUUUUUGCGACAUUAUUUAGGGCGGGACCGCGUUCACCAUCGAUCAAAGAAGUUCAACGCGUUGACUGCGUCAUCUGUAUGAAUGACGACCUUCCUGCCAACAAGACGGCAAAACUAGCCUGCGGCCAUCGCAUGUGUCACUCGUGCUUGAAACGGCAAUUCAGUCUGUCCGUCAACGACCCUCAGCAUAUGCCUCCACGCUGUUGCACCAAAGAGAAUAUCCCAUUGAAGCAUGUCGACCGUCUGUUUGAUGAUAAGUUCAAGAGGCUUUGGAAUCAGAAGUUCGAAGAGUACACGGCCAGCAAGAAUCUCUACUGCCCGGCCAAAGGCUGUGGUGAAUGGAUCAAAUCGAACAAGGUCCGUGUUGACUUGACCACGGGAAGGAAGUAUGCUCGCUGCGGUCGAUGUAGCACCAAAGUAUGUGUGUUGUGCAACAGCAAAUACCAUACAAGAAGAGAAUGUCCGAAGGACGAGGACACGAAGCGCAUGGUGGAAAUGGCAAAAGAGAAAGGCUGGCAGAGGUGCUACAAGUGCAAGGCUGUGGUUGAGCUCAAGGAAGGCUGUAACCAUAUGACCUGCCGUUGCAACGCACAGUUCUGCAUGAUGUGCGCGCUGCCCUGGAAGACAUGCAAUUGUCCCUGGUUUGACUACUCUCACAUACCAGACGGAGACCGGCCCGAUGAAGUGCGUGCACCCUAUAGCAGGCUUGAGAAUGGUGUGGAGGUCAUUGAGAUCACCGAAGAGCCUUCACCUCCUCUGGCCCGCCGGUCAAGCACACGAACCAGUCGCACUCGGCAUCGCAGCGAACGUGAACGUCCUCGAGACCAAGCAGAGGGAGCUUUAGCCGCUCACUUACAGUCUCAACGCCACCUAUACCCCCCAAACAUCGCAGCAUCGAGUCUCAACCGUGGCGAUGUCGCAAACGUACAAGUGUACGGCCUCGGCAAUACUGGUGGACAUCACAUGAACGACUCCUAUCAGGUCCGCCCUGUCGUUGCCUCCGCUGCUCACAGACCUCUGCAAGUGCCUGCGCCUCGCCCAUCUUAUUCCAAUAGUCGUCGCGUUGUGCGCGAGGCUGCCGCUCCGGUUCCGGUGGCUCGAUACGUACCCGCGGAAGCACCUUCGUCUGCUAUGGCAGGCUUGUCUCUUGACGGAUCGAAGCGUGGCGCCAACAGAGUGGGAACAUGGCUCAGCCACAUCAAGGUCGAUCCAGAGGCGACCAACACGCAAGCUGCAGGUGUCGAGGUUGAUGAUUGGAGGUGCGAUGGGACUAUGAUUGGCAUUGAUUGAGCGCAUGCAUUCUAACACUUCUGUCUUGUACACUCUGGUUGCUUUGCAUUUCAGCGAAGGUGCAUAUGGAGCAUGUUUGACAUUGUCGGGUUGCUUUGACCUGAUUUGAUCUGGAGGGAGUCUGACAUGAAUUUUCUUUUGAGCAUGCGCAUAGGAUACCCUUUGUUCAUUCGUUUCUCAUUUUACACGAUUCAUACGAAGCUUUAAAGAUUACAAUCACUUGUGAUCAACAAGCGCUUGCUCCCUUUGUGGA
Molecule: messenger RNA, 2667 nt
Organism: Boeremia exigua
Lineage: Eukaryota; Fungi; Ascomycota; Dothideomycetes; Pleosporales; Didymellaceae
Product: IBR domain-containing protein
Exons: 4
Coding region: 435-2414 (659 amino acids)
Biological process (GO): ubiquitin-dependent protein catabolic process; positive regulation of proteasomal ubiquitin-dependent protein catabolic process; protein polyubiquitination
Cellular component (GO): ubiquitin ligase complex; cytoplasm
Molecular function (GO): zinc ion binding; ubiquitin conjugating enzyme binding; ubiquitin protein ligase activity
Source: RefSeq, a predicted model, not a curated record